AUGGAUCGUUUCCGGUCGGCGUUGGAGGACUGCGAGCUCUCUGAUUUGGGGUUUGCCGGGGAUCUCUUCACAUGGUGGAACAACAACCAUAAUAGCAACGAGUAUGUUCGGGAACGGUUUGAUCGGGCGGUGGCCAAUGAGGAAUGGCGUGCUCACUUUCCGCUGUACAAAGUAAUAAAUGGUGAGCCGCGCCACUCAGACCAUAGGCCGGUGGUGGUGUUGACGGAGGAGGAUGUCCAUAGUGGUGCUCGGAGGGGUGGACAAAGCUUUCGUUUUGAAGCCCAUUGGGUGGAGGAGGAGCAGUGUGCUCCGAUUGUGGAGAACGCCUGGAAGACUGUGAUGGAAGGAAGGAGGGGGACGGUGAUGGAGGCAGUACAGAGUGUUGCUACUGAUCUGGGGGACUGGAAUAGAAAUGUACUAGGGGAUUUGGAGAAGCGUAUGAAGUAG
This is a messenger RNA of Setaria italica (foxtail millet), 447 nucleotides long. RefSeq lists its product as uncharacterized. Lineage: Eukaryota; Viridiplantae; Streptophyta; Magnoliopsida; Poales; Poaceae. Bases 1 to 447 code for a protein of 148 amino acids. The record is from RefSeq and is a predicted model, not a curated record. The transcript has a single exon.